Messenger RNA from Tachyglossus aculeatus (Australian echidna), 1081 nucleotides. RefSeq names its product UAP56-interacting factor-like. Gene Ontology annotation, biological process: mRNA export from nucleus. Gene Ontology annotation, molecular function: mRNA binding. Lineage: Eukaryota; Metazoa; Chordata; Mammalia; Monotremata; Tachyglossidae. The record is from RefSeq and is a predicted model, not a curated record. The coding region runs from base 56 to 937 and encodes 293 amino acids. The transcript has 9 exons.
CGCUCCCCUCGCCUCGCAAACUCUCGCCAAGUUUGGGCCGGGCCAGGCCAGGACGAUGGCCGCGACGGGGCCCGGAGUCGACGGGGAGCGGAUUGACCUGUCCCUGGAUGACAUCAUCAAGCUCCACCGGAAGGGACCGGCAACCUCAGGAGCCCAAGAGGUGGUAAAGAGGCCCCCCGUCACUCCCCGGCCCCAGUUUCUCCCAGGCAGUGGGCGACCACCACAGCAAGCCCCCCAGAGAUUCAGAAGGAAGUUCGGGCCACAGGGAUUCUCAAGACGAUUUCCAAAUGCUCCCAAGACAGGAGGGGCUGGUAGGUUUGGGGGACGGAGCCCCCUGAACAGACCGGCCGCAGCUCCAGAGCAGGGUGACUCGGAUGCACGGCCCUCACCGCAGGGCCGGCUCGGGCAGUGGGCGGCGUUCAGGAGGCGGCCCGGAUCGGGAAGAUUCGGAGCAGCAGGAAGAAUCGCUGCCACCGGUACCACCACGGCCACUUCAGCCAAGAGGCCAUUUGCCUUAAGGCGAAGGGCGAUGGUGGCAGCAGCAGUGUUCCCACAGAAGGCGGGUCAGCGCAGGUGGACUCCAAUCUCCCCUCGGCGCCGGUUCUCCCUGCAGAUGGAAUCAGACCCAGAUGGGAAACCACUGAGAGCCCGAAGGCGGCAGCUGCUGCCCCAGCGUGGAGCCGUGCUGACCAUCUCCGUGUCCAAUCCUCGGGCCAGGGAGGCCAAACCAUACGGAAGAGCAGGGUUGAAGCCCCAAUUUGGGACAUUUGUCCCAAAGGCAACCAGACCCCAGCCCAAAGGCGUGUCCCUGAGAUUCAACUUCCGGGCCAUGGCCAAUCAGACAACGCUGACGCUGAAUGAGCGGUUCUCUGGUUUGGAGAUUAAAGGACGUUUGCCCACCCCGCAACUGGGAGGCCGGACCGUGACCCUCCCCUGAAUUGCUGCAGAAAUGGCACCUGGACACUCACUGCUCCACUUGGCAGGCCUGUGGGCCUCUGGCCCAAUGCCAUUUCCUCUGUUCUUCUCAUUCAGAGCUGUGGCCGAUCUCUUUUUACCACUCAUUAAAAGAGGAGUCACAACC